AUGGCUCUUACAGGAAGAAUUCCCCCCGAGUUCGGAAACCUCACAUUUCUUGUAUCCCUUGACUUGCAAAGCAACAAUUUCUAUGGAAAUUUGCCUAAAGAAAUGGCACAUUUGCGUCGACUAAGGUUUGUUAGACUUAGUUUUAACAACUUCAGCGGAGAGAUCCCAGAAGAGCUUGGCCAACUUCAAAACCUAAAACUUUUGGCAAUAGAAUCUAAUCAACUUACAGGUUCUAUACCAUUCUCGAUCUUCAACAUCUCUGGAAUUGAAGUCAUUGCAUUAACAGAUAAUACCUUAUCAGGAAAUCUUCCUGCUGGUAUGUGUGGCUGUCUUCCAAUGCUCAAAGAGCUUCAAUUAAGUGAAAACAAGCUACAUGAUCAUAUGCCUCUAAGCUUGUCAAACUGCUCAAAGCUUCAAAUAUUGUCUUUAUUGGUAAACGAGUUUGAUGGACCCAUACAUAGAGAAAUUGGACAUCUAAGUAACCUGCAGUUUUUGUAUCUCGGAAAAAACCAUUUCGAAGGGACAAUUCCACAAGAAAUUGGGAUUCUUGGUAAUUUGGUGGAAUUAGGGCUAGAGAUAAACCAGCUUACAGGUUGUAUCCCAAUCUCCAUAUUCAAUAUCUCCUCGUUGCGGAUGUUGUUACUAGAAUUGAACAAUCUCAUUGGAUCCUUGCCAAGGGAGGUUGGCAACUUGACCAAAUUGAAGAGGCUAAUUCUUAGUGAAAAUAUGCUUACAGGUGAAAUACUGAAAGAGGUAAGCAAUCUCAUUGAGUUGGUUGAAAUUUAUCUGGGUUUCAACAAGUUUACUGGUUCAUUUCCAAGGGAGAUCUUCAACAUAUCAGGGAUGAGAUUGAUUGAACUUUGA
Lycium ferocissimum is the source of this 864-nucleotide messenger RNA. Its product is annotated as LRR receptor-like serine/threonine-protein kinase RGI5. The transcript is spliced from 4 exons. The record is from RefSeq and is a predicted model, not a curated record. Gene Ontology annotation, molecular function: protein binding. NCBI's taxonomy places the organism in Eukaryota, Viridiplantae, Streptophyta, Magnoliopsida, Solanales, Solanaceae. Bases 1 to 864 code for a protein of 287 amino acids.